AAAAAAAACAGAACAUGAACACCAUGUUUGAAAAGUCCAAAGUCAACAAAACUCAAAGAGUACAUAACAAGCAAACGUUACAAAAGCUUCCUCCACAAUCUUCUUAAAAACAGAACACAUCACAUCCCUAAACUCUCUUUAUAAACCAACAUAACAAUCUCUUCUCCUCUUCAUUUCUAUAAACCCUAACACCCAAAACCACUCUUAAACGAUGUCUUCUUCUUCAAGAACAAGAACAAAAGCUCCAAGAUCAACAAGAAUCCGUAGAAACUACGGUAUCUCUUCUUCUUCAUCAGCUAACAUCGUAGCAGAUCUCGACGAUGUCUUGCUCCAAAUCCUCUCCUUUCUCCCAAUCAAAUCUCUCAUCAAAUGCAAACGCGUAUCAAAACGCUGGCGUUGUCUCAUCACAAACCCUAACUUCUCCAACCCCAUCAUCAGUUCCAAACAUCCCCUCCCAAUCUCUGGCCUUUACUUACAAGGAACAAGAAGAGACAUAGAAUACAGAUUCGUCUCUCUAGAUGAUGAAGUCAACGAACAGCUUUCCUUACCAUCAUCACCACUUCGUUUUGUAGAUCAUCCAACUCCUAUUGUCAUAAUGCAAUCAACCAACGGUCUUCUCUUGUGCAAAUGCACUUGUCCUCCUAACCAUUUCAACAGAAACUUCUACGUUUACAAUCCCACAACGAAGCAGAAGACUCUCCUCCCUCAGAUCAUCGACCACUUCGCGGUCUCUCUAGCUUUUGAUCCUUCAAAAUCUCCUCACUAUAAAGUCUUUUGCCUCAAAAGAACAAGCACCUCCUCUGUUUCCUCUGUUCUUUACCACCUAGAGGUUUACUCCUCUAAUGAAGGACCUUGGAGAAGACUUGCUUCUCUUCCUUCUUUCGCUCUUCCUCAUACCGUUACCGGUUUAAGCAAUCUAAGCAACACUGUCUUCUGGAACGGUGCGGUUUACUGGUUUUGGUUUGGUCCACACUCGAGAGAUUGUCUCUCCUUUGAUAUCAAUACAGAGGAAAUCAAGACUCUUCCUCUCCCUUUUCUUGACCACGAGGAGUAUCCACCUGAUGUCGGCACCUUGAGGUUUGUAGAAGAAUCCAGGGGAAAUCUUUACUUCAUCGAGGUUAAUGAUCUGAGUUCUUCAGACUUACCUGUCUACGAAAUGAACAGAAACGGAUCAAGCUGGUUCUUGAAGUAUCAUGUUGACUUAGAGACUCUUGCAGCAACUUUUCCGGAGAUGAUCAGAACUGAGUACUACACUUAUAGGCGGAUCUAUUCGUUCUCUAUAAUUGGUUUUGUGAAGGGAGAGACAGAUGUGGAGUCAUACAUAGUGCUUCACAUUCCAAACAAGGCUGUUAAGUACUACUUCAUCAACAAGACUUUCAAGAAACUUUGCAGUUUUGAGCCAUCCCAAGAUGAUGAUGAUGAUGAUGAUGAUGAUGGUGGUGAUAACUUUUAUGGAUUCCGAAGAUCUUUUCAGUUUAUUGAGUCUCUUGCAAACGUCUAG
Molecule: messenger RNA, 1501 nt
Organism: Eruca vesicaria subsp. sativa (arugula)
Lineage: Eukaryota; Viridiplantae; Streptophyta; Magnoliopsida; Brassicales; Brassicaceae
Source: the annotation of a GenBank genome assembly